Molecule: messenger RNA, 10109 nt
Organism: Chelonia mydas (Green sea turtle)
Lineage: Eukaryota; Metazoa; Chordata; Testudines; Cheloniidae
Product: myosin-11
Exons: 5
Coding region: 301-1764 (487 amino acids)
Biological process (GO): cell adhesion
Molecular function (GO): carbohydrate binding
Source: RefSeq, a predicted model, not a curated record
UAAAAAGUUUGGCGUUCGGCCUCAACUUUCCAGGCGGCUCGGCGGAGACAGUGGAAGCGGGGGCGCCGGGGAGCCCCCAAACGGACCGGGGAAUUCGUGGCGACAGCGGGAGGCAAUGCACCGAUUGCCUCGACCGCAUUAGCUUCAGGCAUUGCGGCGAUUGCAGGAGCCGGAGGCCCCGCUUACUUUGCCUCCGCAGGCGCUGCGCUGCUUCGGAAACUUGCUCGCUUUGCCUCUGCCGCCGGCCUCGCCCCAGCUGGGCGGAUCGCCCCGGCCGCCUGCCCCUCUGCCCGGGGCGGCAUGACGGUCAAGCAGCGCAGAGGCGGCAGAGGGCGGCCCGAGAACAGCGCGGGCGCUCCGGCUGCUCCGGGCUGGGCGGAGGAGAGGGCGGCCGCGGGUCCCGGCCCCCGGGAAGCCCGGGCUUGGGGGUGCCGAGCCGCGCUGGCGCUGCUGCUGCUCGGGGUGGCCGCCGCCGGGGUGGCCGUGCUGGGCUGGCUGCUGGUGCACCAGCUGGGGGCCCUGGAGCAGCUGCGGGAGGCGCUGGGGAAGCUGCGGGGCCGCCUGGCCGAGCUGGAGGCGCUGCGGGAGCAGGAGCGGGGGACGAGAGAGCAGCUGUCUAACAUGGCGGAGCUGGAGCGGCGACUCUCUGACCUGGAGCUGGCCCAGAUGCUGUCUAGGCAGAAACUGGAGCGAGCCUUUGCCACUGCUGAGCGCAUCGAGGCCUCUGACCCCAUCGGCAAGCUUGCCGCCUUCCAGGUGGAAGUGAAGAAGGCCAUCAGUGAGCUGAGAGGAGAGCUCCCCUCCGGGACCGAGCUGGCUGCGCUGCAGAGCCAGCUGGAGCAGCUGAGAACCACCGAGCUGGAGAUGCUGAGGCAAGAGGUGGCCGGACUCUUGGCGUCGGGUUCCAGGCUGGAGCAGAGCGUGGCCUCGUUGACCAGCUCCCUCACCAGUGCCCAGAGGAGCCUGGAAGAGAAUGCUCAGAGCCUGCAAGCCAUGCAGCAGGAAGUGGAGCACGCUAAGGUGGCUGGCGAGAGAUUGGAGAACAGCAUGGGCUCCCUGUCAGCCCAGACCUUCAUCCUGGAGGGAAGCCUCAACCGCACCACACUGCUGGCACACGCCCUGCAGCUGCAGCUGGAGCAGAACAGCAAGGCUCUGGCUGGGCUACAGGAAGUGGUAGCAAAUCAGAGAGGGAGCGACAGCUCUGAGCCUCGGCAGCUGGAGAACCUCUGGGUGCAGAUCCAGCAGCUGCAGCUGGAGAGAUCAGCCAUGCAGGAGCAGGUGAGCGAGGCGCUGCACAGCAUUGCUGACCAGAGGAGAGAGCUGCAGGGCAGGAUCUCGGAGCUGGAAACUGCUAUUCAUGCUCUUCAGGGCCAUGUGACUCAGGUGGAGCUGGGCAUGGUCAAUCUGAACACACAGUUCUCCACGGCCGUGGAGCAGCAGCUGCAGGGUCUAAAGCUUGGGAUGGCCAAUCUGGAGAGCAGCCUGGGCACCAGCUUGCAGCAAUGUCUCUCAGGAGAAGUACAGACCCGCUGUGAGACUGAGGGCAGCUGUGUGUGGCCACAUGUCCGCGAGGUCAGCUUCCCGCACCGUGUCCCGACCCAGCCCGUGAUUAUGCUGGGGCUGGUGGGGCUGAGCGCUCAUGGCUCCGUGGGCAUCUCGGUGAGAGCUGUGGACGUCACAGACUCUGGCUUCAAAAUACGCAUUGCCAACAUGGGCAACCAGAGCCUGUCCAGCGCGAGGGUCUCUUGGAUGCUGUGUGCCUAGACGGAAACUGUUAUGCAGCCCUUGGAGCAAGCAGCUGGGGCAUUGGGAGCAGGGGUUACUGAGCUGGUGGCAUCUGCUUUACUUGGAAACAACCGUGGUUUGCUUUGGUUUUCUUCACAGUAAUUACACCUUACAGGGAGUCUGUGUAGAUGGGAUUCCAAUUAAUAGCCCCUCUCUUGGGAGCUGUGUACCCCCAUGGAAUGGCAGGCUGAACAGCCCCGGGCCUUGCUGAAGGCUUCUGGAAAGUGCAACUGUCAAGAUCUGUCUUAAACUUUCAAACAUAAGCGCCUAAACUGAGCCACCAGCUAUGUGCCCAUGUGCGUGUAGCCACUCUGCGGCCACAGAUGUGUGGCUUGCUCUCACAAACAGGCGUACCACAAGGCUGAUUGUGAGGGAAGUUUAGCACCUGAGUCUGUAAAGUUGGCCGGUAAACAUCUUUAUUUAGGGAUUUUUUUGGUUUUAUUAUUUUCAGUAGCAACUGUUGGAAUGUUCUCCUGCUGCCCACGUAGGAUUCUACCCAGUGCUUUGCAUGCCAGAAGUGUUAAAACUUACGCAGGGAUGAUGCUAAUGGCUGGAUGCAGCCAAACUACUGAAGAUGUGGGACUACCUCUUUUUUGUGUGUGUUUCCAGUUGAAAUUGCCUGGCUGAGCCAGUUGCUUCUGGCACCGUGUGAGCUUGCCUGUAUGGCAGAGGGUAUUGCAAGUCAGGGCUGCUCAUUCCUCGCAGAGCUAUGGCUUCUUCUACUCUGAGCCUUACCCUGGAACAGAUGGACAGUCAUGCUAAGCUCUCUUGUAGCAUUGCAAGGUGGACUAAGCCUUCUCUGGACCUCUGAUCUCCCCAAGUGAAACACCAGUGCGUUCAGACUGCUUCAGGUGUGCUUGCUUUUCUGUCUAAUUCUGCAGAAGGGAAGCAGCUUUAUUUUAAUGUAUACAACUCUCUCAGGCAGCUUUGCGGGCUACUAAUGGCUUGUCCAGCCUGCUGACCUAUGCACAAUACACCUGCUUCUCUCUUCUCCUUCCUUCCCCUGCCCAUCCCUGGAAGAUGCACUGGAGCUCUCAACACAGCAGGCUCCAGGGUGGGAGAGGGGUCUACAAAGCAGGUUAUGGGUCCACCAUGAGACACCUUGCAAAGAUUGUAGGUGUGUGCAAUUCCACCCCCAUAGUCCCAGUUUGGAGGUUUUGUGUCCUGUGGGGGUGGGUACAGAAAGACUCUCGGCUGGUGCUACAUAUGUACCCCAUGGAGAUUUGUGGGUCUCAAAUUGGCAGGGUUGGGCUUGAGCAUAAUGCCUUCUGUGGCUGAAGGUCAGAACACAGAGGCUUCUUCUUGUCAGAAAGAAAAUGGGGGAGUGUUUCCCCAGAUUGCCAGCUGAUGUGGGAGUGGGGGUUUGGAGUGACUUCGGUUGGGUGCUCGGAUAGCUCCACUCUAGAGUCACAGAGGAGACAAUCUGCCUAAAUUGUCCUCUUCUCCUCCACACGUUCACUCUGCGCUGACUGAAAGGAGGAAGGACAGCCUUGUUAAAGCACAGAACUAGAAUGUUGGAAAUCCAUGUUCAGUUCCUAGCUCUGCCACACGUUGGCAGGUGGCUUUCCCUCUGCGCCUGGACUGUGUAAAGUACCAAGCGGUGCCCGCUGUCUGCAGAAAACCAUAGAGAUUUUUCCGCCCCCCCCCCCCCCUAAAAAGCAAAUUCUACAAACUGAAACACUGUGAUUUGGAAAUGGUGCUGCCCUGCCUCAUGGGAGCUGUGGUUCAGAUGUCUGUUCCCAUUCUCCUCUAUAGACUGCGUGGAAUGUGUUUCCCAGAAUGCACUCUGGUAAAUUACAGUUUUGUAUGGGGAGCGGAGCCUAUAAAAGAGAGGGAAUAUGAAGCUGCAUUUACCAGUCAAAAUAUUUUGGGGUUUGGGUCUAUUUUUGGUGUGGAAAAAUGAAAACUGUGUUUGUGUGUACACACACCUAUUUUUCCAACAACCAUCUCUAGCGCCAGUUAUUGUUUCUAAGCUCACUGGGUGCUAUCCGCUCGGACACAUGGCAGAUGCCUUCCCAAAAUGCCCGAGGAGGCCCUCGGGGAUCCAGAACAUUCCAGCGUUGUCUCAUCACCUGAACUGGGCUGACAAGACUGCUGCUGCCCCGGCUCGCCAGGACGCGGGGUGCAGAAAAGCAGGUGGUGCACUGCAAGCUCGAGAGGGGAGUCGUAUGAUGUGCGGGGAUGGCAAAAUGGAUCUUCAGCCUGUCGGAGGGCAGAGAAAGGUGCCAAAGCAGCAUGUUCCGCUCUGAGCGAGUGGGGGACAUCCAGAACUCGGGGGACAGGGGGAAGCUACCGCUCUCUGGCUGUCCACAGCCGAAGGAGCUGCUGUUGUUUGUUGGUGCCUGAGCGGUAGGAAUUGUGUCUGUGACUCAGCCCCAUGGAGGCCUCGAGGUUUGUGGGCCGUGUGCUUCAGCCUCUGGCACGGAGCUGGCUGCCAGUUCAGGAGGCCGCAAGUGCUGAAUUGCCAAAGCUGUUUUAGAAACCAAGCAAAGGGCACAAACCAAAACCUGCCCUGGGUGGAUCUCCGUUGGCAGUGCAAUAUUUGGCCUCGUCCCUAGCGUGCCUUGCUCUAAACUGGUUUUCCGCUCAGGUGCGGGCUCGCAUGGCUUCAUGCGAAAUGGAAGUGCUUUCCCUGAAAUGGAGGAGUGCAAAGUAAGACCUCUUCCAAUUUCAAGGCCCCGUUGGCUGCUCUGUGGGAUGGAGGGGAAAAAAACAUGGUGGGUCAGAACAGGGAGUGCUGUAUGCAAACCAUCGAUCCUUCCCUGAGCCUCUCUCCUGCUCUUGGGAGCCUCUGGGACCACGGCCACCCUCCUUGACAUACUGCCCAUCCUGCCAUAGGGUUCCCCUUCCUGAGGGUGAAGUACUUGAGUCUGUAACAAAACAGCUCUCCCAUUCAGCAGACAUGGAGUUUCCUGUUUCUGGGGAACGUGGAAUCUGGCCUAAUGUUAAUUCUGACUAGCUGGACACUGUCCACGUAUGUAGCCAGGCUCUGAUCAGACCCCUUGCUCCUCUCGUGCUGUCAAGGCCAGCAGAGCCCUUUGCUGAAGCUUUUCUGCAGGUACCGAAUAAAAAGUAGGAAAGCCAAGAGUGGGGUAAGUCUGGUGUAGCUUUAAAACCCUGCUCUCCUAGGCACCCAAGAAACUAAACGGGUGGUGGUUCUUGUGCCAGGCUGGGUGUGGAGACACUCUCUGGUGUUUGGAUUGUGACCCAUUUCCAUUUAGCCUAGGUCAGUAAAAACUAAUGUACGGGUGCAAGCAGAACCCCUAUAAGCCAGCUUUAAACUGAUGCCAGUGCCUACGCCCCCACCCCCCCCAGUCUUCCACCAGUUUAACCCUAAUUAAUCAGUGUAUUCAAGUCCUGUGCCAUGGGAGCGGCUGCUGUGUGUACAUCCGAUUCCUCUCUCUUUCUGAGCCAGUUUUUAGCUUGUGCUUGCCAUUGGCUUUCUCUCCACUUAUGUGGCUGCAAACUGGGCCUGAAGACAGCCAGCCAAACAUCUUACAGUUGCCCAGCCAAGUGAAGGGCUAGGCUGCUUAGUGUGGGCCUGAUUCUGAUCUCGUUCUGCUUGUAUGCCAGGAACUCUGUUGUCCUUAGUGAGGGUGCUCCUGAUUUAAAGGGGUGUGAGAGGAGAAUUGGCACACACCUAGGUUCUCAUCGUGGCAGGAUUGCUGGAAGGGCCUAGUACCUAUAUGUUUCUGUAUUGAAUCAGGCCUUAUACAGGAGCAGGCUGAAUGUGGCUGUCUUACUGAGUGCAGAAAUGGGUUGCUGUCCUGCUGUGUACCCGUGGCGCAAAGCUGAGCUCAGUGUUGAUAACCCCACCAAUUGUUGGGCCAGCAAACUGCUUCUCUUCUCAAAUAACUGCCUGCAUGUUGCAUUGCCCUUCCAGCCCUGCGCAGAUUCAAAAUUUGUAUCCGCAUCCAACUUGCAAAAAUGAUCCGUGGAUACCUGCAUCUGCGGCUAUAAAGCUGAUAUUUUCAGGGCUUUAGAUACCACAUUUGGAUCCGCAUCCAUCCGCGAUGGGCAAAAAGGGUCCUUGGAUAUCUGCGGAUGUAAAGUGGAUAUCCACCGAUUUGCAGGGCUCUGGUCACCUUCAACUUGCAUUGCUCCAUCUGCCCCAAAAGGCUGCCAGUCCCGAUCCCUGCCGGGUAACAGUGCUAGCCUGCUUCUUCACUCCCGCUGCAAACUCGAUCCCUUCCCACCAUGUGUAAUUCAGGUAGCAGGUGAACUUUUAGCUUUUCAGAAUAAGUCCUGCUGGAUUCAGAAAUGCAAGAACAACCCCACUUCUUCCAAGGAGGAGACGCCUCCACAAAUCAACCUUCCAGCUGUUCCUCUCAUCUGGAAAGGAUUUGCACAUGGCCCUUGGCUGGCUCAGUGAUGUUUGCUAGGUGGAUAGAGCGGUGCAAGCAAUUCCCAUGCCACAAAUGUUAAGUACUGUAGCACUUCUCUAAUCUGUGCCCACAUGUGAACAGGCCGGGUGCCUGUUUUUCAGUGGAUCUGGGGGUGAGAUCUGUUGUCAGGCCAUCAUCCCCUUUAAAAUAAGGGGUGACUAGGCACUGCGCUAUAGAGAAGGGAAGCUAGAUGACAGCUGUCAAGUGGAACUAAUAAAGGGCAUCUCGUGCUGGGUUUUUAUUGAUUUGCAUCCAUGCGACAUUGAAGCAGACCCUAAUCUGCGAUGGCUCACGUAGCUCUUGGGCCAAAUGACUGAUGAUUUGUUUGUGCAAUGGUGGUGGACUCUAGGGACUAGUUUUCUUCUCACUGCGAGGAAUGAGGGAAGGGACUGUAGAUCAUGCGGGAGAGCCUCAGCUGGGGUUACGACCCCUCCUUCAGCUGGGCAUAGCUGGCGAAGUUGGUGUUGCUCACGGUCUCCUGAGUCCUCUUCUAGACAACAGGGUGAUGGGUGCAUUCUCAACAUCUGAAAACAGGAGCAAAAGCCCUUGUUACUAUCCCAGGGUUGCCUGUAUGAGGAAUUCACAGUCAGGUAGCCGCUUCCUGGACAUGAGCUGUGCCAGUUCUGGCAGCCCCAGACUCUGGUCACUUCCAGGGAGAAGAGCGGAUGGUGCUGAGAUGAUAAACAAGCAGCCAGCUAAAGCCUGACCUGCCCCUCAAGCAGGAAAUUGGGAGAAGUAGCAAUGCAGAUUAGCGUCCCUGUGUCCCUCCACCCCCAUGGCUGGUUAGAGUGCUGACAGGCCCUAGCUUUCUGCUGGUGGAAGCUGGAAGUGUGAUGUGUCUCCUUGAGCCUGCUGUGCUGGGAGUUAGACGCUAUUAGUGUUCAAAGCGGCAACCCAGCACCUGCUGCCCAAGCUGUCCCCUGAGGAAACCCAAACUCCCCCCACUCCAGUCCCUGCUAGCUGUAUGCACGUCCCAUGCACCGAGGAUUAGUGUUGCCUCGUGGUGGAUCUGGGGUAAUGUCUUUCUCUGCCGGACAUGGCAGGGGAAGGUUGUGUUGUAAAUGAAUAAAUCUCAACGAGCACCUUGCCCAGUGUACGGGCGGCUCCAAGCAUGGGUCUCAAUGUCUUGGAGAGAACAGCAGCUCUGCGGGAAGACCCCAGACAUAGUCCUGUUCCAAGCAAAGCCUUGCCGUGUCCCAGGAGUCCUUAAUGGGAGGUGUGAAUUCUAGGAACAGAGCCAAGUGCCUGGUUGGCCUAUAGCAUGUAACUGCCUCUGCCUGUUUAAUAAGGGAUGUGAAUUUCAAGAACAUAGAGAUGAGGGGCCUGGUGGCAUCCAAAACCAUGCGGCUGGAAUUGCCAGGGACACCAGCAGUCCAGAGCUGGGGACUUAGAGUUCCCUUCUUUGCAGUGAAGGACCCCAAUCCUGCCUAUCCCUCGCCUCCCAUACAUUGUCGUCUUCAAAAGUUUCCACUCCUUCCAACCUACUGCGCAUGGAGAUCAGCACCCCACGGUGCCAGGGGCUGUACAUACAGCUGGGGAGAGCCAUUCCCUGCUCUGAAGAUCUAACCCAAAGGGUGGGAUGGGAGGCAGGCACAGAGAGGCAAUGAUUUUCACCCAGGAGCAGAGCUGGAACUAAAAGCCACAUCUUGUGAGGCCCAGUCCAUUGCUGGGUUAAUGAGGGUCCUGACAGCCAAGCUGGAGGGUGUUUCUGACUGGAGGGGGCUGUAGGCCUUCAGAGCGAGAGAUGCUUCUGUCUUUUCCCCUGGGCUCUGAGCAUCUACAGCUUUCCAGCCUUCCUCUGCCAAGUCCUCUCUCUGCACCCACUGUGAGCUUCUCCUUAGAGAUGAACUGGAGGAAUAGCCAGGUCACCUCCCCCACUGGAUUGCUGGGUUCUCUGGGGCAUCAUGGAGUCCUGGCUCACCCCUACUCCUAGGGUCUGUGCACCGGCCUAGGACACCCUCCAUCCAUUCUUUCAGUUAACAGAAGGAAGCAGUGAGACCACCCUGGUGCCCCACACGGGAGCGCAGGCUGCUCUGUGGACAGAUCCACGUAUCUCCUCUUACCCUCUCCUCUGCCUCCCUGCUGAAUCACAGCCUCUGUGGGAGAUGGGCAGAGGGCCCAGAACCAUGUCCCCAAAUGCCCUGAGUUCGAGAGUUCCGGGUAAGUGGGAGCGAGAUGCAGACUAGGCCUGUGUUGAACCAAAGUCAAAGCCGAACCCACCAGUUUUGGCAAACAUUGGUAGUUUGGGUUUUGCAGUCUCCCCUCCACCCCUUAUGCUCUUCCUGGCUCUGUCCCUCGCUCCAUAGAGAUGCCUUCGUUCCAUCCCUUGUGCUACAGAUGCUCCCUCUGUUGCCCUCUCCAGGCAUUUACCUGCCAAAAUUCCUGCCCUCCCUGGCAUGACUGAACCCUUCAUCUUCCUGCUCUGGGAGCUGGCAGGAUUCGCCCUUCUGAGGGGCUCCCUAGGGGCACCUGGCUACUGGGCUCCCUGCAAAACAGUGUGCCCCCUUGCUAGGCUGAUCUGGCCACCCGUCCAAGAACCUGCUGCCACUUCAUUCCGGCCUGCCUGGGCGUGGUGAUCAGCGGCCUUUGUUCCUGCCGUCGGCAUGGCCACGGGGCCAAAGGUAGCAGUGAAGCCUAAUUUACAGGCAGCUCAGAACGCAGGUGGGGCAGAACAAAACGUGUUGGCACAGAUGGGGCAAUGUUCAGAGAGCUGCUUUCACACGGCUUAUCUAGCGAUGCCUGGAAGCUGCAGCAACUCACUGGCUUAAUAACAUCAGCCUGGGACGAAGCUGCCUUUAAUGUAGGGACACACGUUUGUGGGCAGGGAGCUUUUCUAUUAAUUCUGCAGCAAACUGAGCAAAUCAUGGAGCUGGGCACCUGGGUUCAGAAAUGGGGAGGGGCGUGGAUGAGGCAGUGCUUGGGUUCCUGUGCCAGGGCUCCUGAGAGAGAAGGGUGGGGUGUUACCCCUCCAGGGAUGCCAGCAGAGAAUGUGACACACAAGGCAGACCCCAGGGAAUCUCCGCUGUGAUGAAGGUGCAGGACAGCCUGAGGUUGAUUCCGCAGCAACUUCCAGGCACCACAAAAACCCAGCUCUGACGAAUGUCCAGUGUGUUCCUAGACCUAUUGCGUGGCAAUCUUCAGGCACGAUGGAAACAACGCGGCGCUGAUAGUACCGAUUGCAAAACUCCAUGCACAAGGCAAGCUCAGCAUGCCAACCUGUACUGAUCAAACCACCAAGUGCAGACACAACGCAGGCUCAGCUCUGCUGAACGUGGGGAGCAACUCAGAAAGCAAUGGCACUCACUGACUCUAGCUACCAAGGGAGCUCAGCUCUGGCUAACGUGCCAGGUGCCCCUCUGCUGAUUGCAUAACCUCUCGGGUGUGAGCAAAGCAGGAACUCUCUUGGAAAAGUCCUUCCCGUCCCCUGUACUCAGCGGGAAGAGAUCAGGGAGGGGGUUGCCUCCUGCUGUCCUAGGGGGAGACUGAGUUGGCCAGGUCUGUGUUGAGACCCCCAAGAAGUUGCUUGCAUUUCCUGUGCAAUGGAGGCAGGAUGGUGCCCCAGCUGGCUGUUCCAGCAGAGUGGUUGCAGAUGGUCAGACUCUUCUGAAUGCAGGGGAGGGUUGGUAGGAGCCUGGGGUACUUUGGACCAGCAGGAGUGGCCCACCACCUGUCAAGCCAUAUCCCACCAAGUGAGCUGCUCAGGGACCAGGAGGGUUGGUUAUCUUAGCUGCCAUGCUGGUGGCUAGCCAUGAGAGUCCUUCAGAAGGGUCAGACAGUGGGGUGCGUUCCCUUUAGCCAGAGCUUCUGUGGCCUUGAAAUUUCACCUGUUACUUCCCAGUGUUUGGAAAAUAGCCCAGUAACAGGGCUUUGGCCACCUUUAAGUAUACCCCCUGCCUCUCAUGAAGUGCUGUGUAGGGUAAGCCAGUGCUCUAUUCCACA